UCCACGCCGGUGUUAGCAAAGUAGUACAAAUCUUCAUUAGACUUAGCUGUAAAUUUCGUGAUUUCAGGAGUUAGUUUACGUGCCGAACAAAGGAUACAAGCGGGUCGUUGAAUGUUAAUGACAAGUAAACUCGAAAAGUGAAACAUGGAGACUCAGUAAAGGCUUAAUGCCGCUGAACAGCCCUGUAGUACAUAGACUUUUAGGACUGCACGUCUCCACAUUAGGAGCAAUUUACUAACAGCCCCUUAGUUCAAAGGAGGCUUGCAGCCAUGGCAGGCAAGGGUCGUGGAGUGGCUGCCUUUACCUUCAACAUUGAGGCUCUGGGCAUCGGCAGGGGCAGCAUGCCAGAAGCCAGGGUGGGGCCCAGCCCGUUGUUUCCAAAUACAGACUUUAAACCAGUUCCGCUGAAAGCUGGCGAGGAUGAGGACUACAUGUUGGCCUUGAAACAGGAGAUGAGGGGAACGAUGCAACGGCUGCCACACAACAUCAAGCCUCAGUCCAAUAAGGCAGAAGUGGAGAGAUACACGGAGAGAUACCUCAAGCACCGACAGAUGGAGGAUGAGGAAUGGAUCCCAGACUGGAACCUUUUCCCAAAAGAAUUGAUGCCCCAAAAGAAAAAACCUCGUGUUAAAGCAGGCACAAAGAGGAAAACAGUGUCACGCAAAGAAACACAGGAUAUGCUGAAUAAAUUAGACGAACUGGCAAAGAAAGAUGAGGGGAACCCUGAAAAAUCAGAUGACGAGACCGAAAAGAAAACAAGGAACGAGGAUGGAGAGGAAGAAAUUGAAGAGGAAGAAUAUGAAGAGGAUAUUGAAGAGGAAAAUGACUACAUAGAAAGCUAUUUUGACAAUGGCGAAGAUUUUGCAGCAGACAGUGAUGACAAUAUGGAUGGUGAAGCAACGUAUUGAGACAGCAUGACUCAACCAUGCAAACUCAAGCGAGCGUACACUGUUUAAGUUAACUGUCAUUAUGUGAUUGUUUCUACUGGUUAAAUAUUGUAGAUACGUUGGAAAUACUGUUGAGCAGAGUGAUAGUUUUUUUUGCAUUGUGAUCUUGAGAAGCGAGCUUUCUUUUAAUGACUUAUGUAAAUAAGAAAUGCCACUAUGUGUACACUGGCAAUAAUUUAUUCAAAAUAGAUGUAUUUAUUCUCCAGCCUGUGUCACAUUUCCACAGGUUGAAAGGCACAUACUGUCAACAACAUAAAAUGCUUUGUCAUAAAAUGUGAACACAGUGAAAAUAAAAGGGCU
This is a messenger RNA of Seriola dumerili (greater amberjack), 1247 nucleotides long. It is a transcript of the gene polr3g, whose product is annotated as RNA polymerase III subunit G. Bases 270 to 908 code for a protein of 212 amino acids. The transcript is spliced from 8 exons. The record is from RefSeq and is a predicted model, not a curated record. Gene Ontology annotation, cellular component: RNA polymerase III complex. NCBI's taxonomy places the organism in Eukaryota, Metazoa, Chordata, Actinopteri, Carangiformes, Carangidae. Gene Ontology annotation, biological process: transcription by RNA polymerase III.